Messenger RNA from Amoebophrya sp. A120, 6762 nucleotides. Lineage: Eukaryota; Dinophyceae; Syndiniales; Amoebophryaceae. The record is from the annotation of a GenBank genome assembly.
GUCACCAGUUCUUCCUAACAGGAUUUUUUGAAGAAGUAAGUAUACUGAAGAUAUUCUGCCGACGUUGCACGAAACGCUCUAGCGCUCGGGUGCAUCACUUGGCGCUGCACCGUGGCAACGAAAGAGCAAGGAGGUUCUUUUGACGCAGCAGAGCCCUGCUGUAAUUGGACCCACGACCGCCCAAGCGGCCGCGAUUUGGGAAAUACAAGCAGCGGAGAGACAAGACCGCGGGUCGUCGAGAGGAGCAGAGGCGUCGCUUCUCGCGGCAAGAAUGUUCCCGCAUAGAAGUCCUGGGCCGGCACGGCGGUCCUGAUACAGGUCGAGAAUAAGUUCUCGCAGGAAGAACCCGUGGCACUGCGAUCAAAAUGCGGACCAUCACGCUAUGGCAGGACCGCGUGCCCGAGCGGGACAAGCUCUACUCGAACACCAUAUGGUCUCUGGCCUUCAAGCCGGACGGCAGCCAGUUGAUCUGUGCUGUGGGCAAUCGUGUCCUGGUGUACGACACAGUCGACGGGGACCUUCUGCAUUCGCUGAAGGGACACAAAGACACCGUAUACUGUGUCUGCUACGCCAAAAACGGGAAAAAGUUCGCCUCCGGGGGGGCGGAUAAGCAAGUGAUAAUAUGGACGCACAAAGCAGAAGGUGAGGACUUAUGGGUCUCUUUCUUUGUUGCGAAGCUUCAUGUGGGAGCCGCUUCCAAGUACUCGAAUCGAGUAACUCGAUGGCCACCGGCGCGCACUGCUCCUGCUAUUGUUCAUUCAUAUUAAAGUGACUUUCAGAUUCAGAAUCAGAUACAGGUUUACCAGUUUCGUUCUCGCAUGGAAAUAGCUUCAAGAAAAAAACCAGGUAUCCUGAAGUACAAUCACAACGACAGUAUCCAGUGCCUUUCCUAUAACCCGGUCACGGGGCAACUUGCGAGCGGCACCGCGGGUGAUCUUGGUUUAUGGUCCCCCGAGCAGAAGUCAGUUUCCAAACACAAGGUCCGCAGCAAGAUUCUGUGCUGCGCGUGGACCAGCGAUGGGCUGCACCUCGCGUUGGGCUUCUACGACGGCCACAUUCACUUGUGCGACAAGAGCGGCGCGGAGAAAGUGGUGAUAACAAGGUCGGCACCUGUCUGGUCGCUUUGUUGGUCCAGCUCCGCGAGUGCAACCGGGCGGUCGUCCACCGACCCGGAGGUGCUGGUUGCCUGCUGCUGGGACCAGACCCUCAGCUUCUACAAGAUCAGCGGGCAGGAGCAUCUGCCGGAGAAAAAACUGGACUACGACCCGUGCUCCGUUGCGUUCCUCAGCCACGGCGAGUACUUCUGCGUGACCGGGAGUUCGGGCAAGCUGCAGCUGUACACGAGGGAGGGCGUGUUUCUGGGAGAUUUGGUAAACCCGAACGCGCCCGCGGAAACGAACGUACUUAACGUUGUGACAUAUAUAGGACUGUACAAGUUAAUAGUACAACCACGGAGUUUUUGUAGUUUAAGCCUAUGAUCACGAGAAUAGUCUCAUGUAAGCUUCGAAGCCAAGUGGACGAAACAAUGAAAAACAGGGCGACGACGGCAAGAAGGGCGCGGUAAAGAAAGACACGCCACCGGAGGCGGGCAAUUGGAGCUGGGCACUGGCGGUGAAGCCAAAAACGAGUUCUUCGUCCAACAAUGGAUUUAACAUCUGUCUUGGCACGCAUGGCGGGGGCGUGACCAUGUACCAACUUCUGUUGUCCACGAUCCACGGCCUGUACCAGGACCGGUACGCUUACCGAGAGAUCGUCACUGACGUCAUCAUUCAGCACUUGGUAACCGAGCAGAAGGUCAGAAUACGGUGCCGAGAGCAUGUGAAGAAAAUUGCCGUCUACAACGACAGGUACUGGCUUUUUGAAGUUUUCUGUCUACUAUUUUCUUCUCCCACGACUUCGACGCGUGUGAAUUGACGUGGUUCUCGAACACAAAUUCUAGGCUCGCGGUGCAGCUUCCGGAUCGCGUGCUUAUCUACGAAGCGGGCGUGUCGGAUAUGCACUACAAGAACAUCGAGAAGAUAAAGCAGAAAUUCGAGUGCUCACUCCUUGUGGUCACCAAGCACCACAUCGUGCUGUGUCACGAGAAAACGCUGCAGCUCAUCGGCUUCGACGGCGUUCUAGAGCGCGAAUGGAACCUGGAGGCGCUCAUCCGCUACAUAAAAGUCAUCGGUGGACCCCCGAGGAAAGAAGGGAUACUGGUAUAUCAACCGUGCAGACCACUAGCUGUACAGUUUUUUGUUCUUGUACUGAGUAACAUCACAAUUUGUCGUGUACGACACGAUAUCUUUCAUCGCUGCAGGUCUGAUAGUACACAGUAGCUGAUGCUGAAACGAUUUGGAAGACAUUACCACCCUCUCAAUUCAGGUCGGUCUCAAGUCUGGUCACGUGCUCAAAAUCUUCGUUGACAACCCUUUUCCGGUUUGCCUGGUGAAGCAGGCCACUGCGGUUCGGUGUUUGGAUCUCAACUGUUCGAGAAAAAAGCUGGCUGUCGUGGACGAGCAGAGCAAUUUGCUCGUCUACGAUCUCUCCAAAUCCUCCACUCAAGCGCUGAAAAACCUGCAAGCCACGACGGCAGACGAGUACUACUUACUAGGGGUCUGUUUUGUCCGUGUGCUUUGCAAGAAUGGGAGUCUACGUGCAAAAAUCGUGAGUGAACCAAACGGAAGAUCAACUUUAUCGCCCACGAAAUCUUUCAUACAGGUCCUCGACCACGACGAGCCGUGCGGAACUUUUGUACACCGAACCCGGUGCGAAUUCGGUCGCCUGGAACUCGGAGAUGGAGGACAUGCUGGCGUAUUCGGGGAACAACAACCUGAGCAUCAAGACGGGCACCUUCCCGCCGCACGUGCAGAAGUUGCCCGGGUUCGUGGUCGGGUUCAAGGGCAGCAAGAUUUUUUGUUUGCACUACGUCAGCAUGCAGACAGUGGACGUGCCGCAGUCGGCGUCGCUGUACCGGUACCUGGAGAAGAAGAACUUCGAGACCGCGUACAAGGUCGCGUGUCUGGGCGUGACGGAGGCGGACUGGCGGCAGUUCGCGCUGUUCUGCCUGCAGAAUCUGCGAUUCGACCUCGCGCGCAAGGCGUUCAUCCGGCUCCGCGACGUGAAGUACAUCGACCUGCUGAACCGCCUGAAGGCACUGCUGCCGAUCCAGUCCGCCGAGGACGAGGCGCUGCUGAACGGUCACAUCGCCGCCUUCCAGGGCCAGUUCCAGCAGGCCGCGGAGCUCUACCUGAAGGCCAAGCAGGCGCACUUGGCCGUGGACAUGUUCACGGACCUCCGGAGGUGGGAGGACGCGCGGUACUACGCGGAAAUCGUGGAAACGCGCGGCGGGGCGGUGGCCACCACGGCGUCGUCGCCCGUGGACGAUCCGCUGUCGCUCACCAUCACCAGUCAGCACGACGUGGUGCGCAGCAGAGCAACGAGCCGGGUCGGAUUUGACGAGGAGGGCCAGUUUUCCAGUACUGAUAGACAUAAUGGACCUCGAAUUCAAAGAGUUGUGUUGAUCAAGAAAUCAACAGUUUUCUUUCUGCAGUGUUAACAGCUUCCACUUCUUUCCCGCUCGAUGAAUUGUUCUUUGAUGUGAAGACUCAUCACAUCUACGUUCACGGCACAGGUAAAUCCGGCGCCGGCUCACCGCAGCAGGACCAGCGGGAUCCUUCGUCUGGCUCGCGCGGCGGCGCCACGGUAGCGACCAAGCUGAUGCAGCGACAAGCGGCCACGGCGGAGGAGGACGGAGACUUGCGGGCUGCCGGCGAGAUGUACGUGCAGCUGGGAAAGUGGCGACGCGCCGUGGAGAUUUUCUGCAAGAUCAGUUGCCUGGACGCCCUGAUACAAACGGUGCGCCGGCUGUCCGCGCACGGCGACCAGGAUCUGUUGCUGAUGGCGAUCAAGUGCUUCAAGAAGGAGAAGCACCACAGUUUCGCAAAGGAAGCCAUUCUGAAGCUGGGCGACAUACCCAUGCUGAUCCAGCUGCACAUGGACAAUCAUCGGUGGGAGGAGGCCUUCCAAGUGUGCCAGCAACACCCCGAACACGCCGCGCUCCUGUAUCUUCCGUACGCCGAGUGGCUUCGCGAAAACGACCAAUACCAGGACGCUAUCGACUCCUACAGAGAAGCAGGCCGCUGCGACAUGAGGUUUCGAAUUAGAAGUAAACAUAUUAAUUUUCCUAUAAGACUUUUUCAUUCGAACCAAUGAAAUAAUUCGGAAAUAAAGGCGGUAUCCACCAACCAAAACGAUACAUUCUACAGUCUCGCUAUGCUGGAAGACUUGGCGGAGAAUGCGGUGACGGAGAAACGGUACAAGGAUGUUGCGGCGCUGUACUACCAGAUGGCCUCGGAGGUAGUCCUGCUGGCCGAGAUCAGCUCCUCCUCCUCGUCGAUGAAAAUUGACGAGGCACUCCGGCGCUGCUACCUGCGGCGGGCGGAGAUUUACUACCUCUACUCCCUGGUCCACGAGUUCUCCGAGGCGCCGUUCACCACGAUGCUGCCCGAGAACGUGUUCAACGUGUGCGUGACUCUGAUCAACCUGCUAAUGGACCCGGACUCGCACCGGUAUCCUGUGCAAAAGCAUCGUACUCGUAUGAAUUGCAGGUAUGCAUGACAAAUCUGGUUUCCUACCCAAAUCUGCAUUACAAGUUCCAAUUUUCUUCCUGAUAAAAUUUGUCAUGCGAUUUAUACUAGUACGAUACUUUUGCAAUGCAUAACCGGCUUACGCCAGCGAAACGCGACCAGGACAUGACGCUGGACGACGACGACCUGCGCCUUUUGCUGUCUGGUAGUGUAAUAAACAUGAUUUUCGGCUUGUUCUGGUGUCAUUUGGAUCAUUGUAAUGAGAGUGUUGAGCGCAACCUCGUCUCAAGGACAAGGAGGUACAAUCUGGUAAAGGAUUCUCCGUCCGACGUCCUCGAAGGACAACAUUUUGAAUGCGAUAGUGACGGAUCAUGCUUCUAGUCAAGUGUUAGUUCUUUGUUCUCAUCCCGCGAUGUCGUGUCUGGAUGAAAAAUCAGGUAGCAAUGGAGGGGCAGCUGGGCGAGCAGCACUGAACAUGGCAAGCAAGAAGUUUUUGUUGCCAGAAGUGCCAGCGCGCGUGUCGCGCGUCCAGAUCAUGUACGUGCUAGCGAAGCAAGCGCAAUUCCUGAAGGCCUACAAGCUGGCACGCACGUGUUUUGACCAGCUGCACUUGAUGCGCGUCAGUAAUCCAGCGUGGCAACACCACAUCGACCUCGGGAGUCUCAGUAUGAAAGUGAUUUUCUUCAUCUUGUUUUCGAUGGAAGCAUUUCUAAGUCAGUGGUCGUACACAGGAUGACAGCAACGUCGAUAUAAACUGCAUGAUUGUAGUUUCGAACAAACCGAAAUGCGAACGAUAAUUGUGAUUGUGUGUCAUAACUUUUUUUUCUCUGUUUCCGUCAGUGAUCCGCAGCAAGCCGUUCAGCGACGCGGAGGAGCUGCAGACGGUGUGUUACCGCUGCAUGAGCACCAAUCCGAUGCUGCGCCUGGGCGACGCGUGCACCAACUGUAGCCAUCCGUUUGUGCGGUGCUUUUUGACCCUGGACGUGCUCCCGCUUGUCGAGUUCGUGCCCGAGCCAUCCAUCUCGACCGAGGAGGCGCUGCGGCUGAUCCAACGGGGCGGCACCAGCAAGAUGCAGGUCGAGCAGCAGGACGCCUGGCGCGAGGGCGUGGACGCACGGACGGGGGCCAACACACUCUCCCUCGGCGGUGGGGGCGCCGGGGACGAGUUCAACAACGGGCAGCGCGAGGACCUCUUCGUGCAGAAAAUGCUGGAGGCCGGCAACGUGUUCGUGCCCGGUGACGCCUACGCGGUUCUGACGGUCGAUCGGGAAGUGCUGCAGGAAAUGCCCCCGGAGGAGGUGUUCGUGAUGGACUACUCGCACCAGUCGCCGCAGCUGGGCCUGAAGUUCUACAAAAACGUCAUCCCGGAGAUGCACAUCCACCUCUGCAACUCCUGCGGGAAGUUCUUCCACGCGCAGGCCUGGGAGAAGGAGACGCUGGCCAGCGAAAAGUGCCCCUUCUGCUUUGCCUCCACGCUCACCAAGCCGAAAAAGUUCCAGGCCGGACAGAACGAGCGCCUCCUGUUCGUGCGGAAAACGGAAAUCUGAAGAGAUCCGCUGCAGUGCAGUAGAGCCCGGGGGGUAGAAGUCGAGUAUGGGUUCGGUAUAAGAUGUAGUAAAAAAACCCAAUGUUGAAAAUAUUCGGCGGGGCGCUGGUGCAGCUUCAGGCAUCGGAAGAAGUGGGUCGCUUUUUAUUUCCAUCUCGAACGGUUUUUUGCACAACGGGUUCAUUAACGAAUUUAUGUUGGGAAUUCAUCACAAAACCAAUAGUACAUCCUGAGCGAUCUUUUUAUCAAAGGCAAUUAGGUCAACAAACAGAAAAAUUUGAAUCGUCCAGAUACAUACGUAGCAACCAGUCUUUUAUUAGUUUUACGUCCAGUAACAGUAGCAGGUCUUUUGUUCAAGCAUGACAACUGCGACAAAAGGCAAAUGCGAUACUUAGGGUCAGAAGUGCAGUUGGGUAAGAGUCCGAAAAAGUUGCCGCAGGGCCGGAGAAUAGCGGGUGAGAUGUGAGUGACGUGGCCUGUUGAUCUCCCUGUACCUGCUGCGUGCGCGUGUAGAAAUUGAUGUACAACGGAUUCACAAUUCACAGACAACCAGCCGUGUCGGUCACCCCUCAACUACGCCCGUGUACAAUAUGACUGAAUAAAGAUACAAUUCCAUUGCAUGCGGUAUCUAUAGCGCGACCGUAACAU